UUUACUCUUAUUUCAGUACGGUAUAUUAGUUUACUUUAAAUUUUUAGUUAUGGCCGUUGCCAAAUUAGAAGCAGUGGAGUGCAUACUCGAAUCACCAGACAAAAGCAUGAAAACAGAAAAUCUUUUCAUCGAAGAAGAAAUGAAAUAUUAUUUUAGUGAAAAAAACAAAGUGAACACUUUAAAUCCACAGAAAGGUAAAAUUUAUGGAAAAAUCUUCUCUGAGUCACAGUAUCUUGAAACCUAUAUGUUAACCCACAGCAAAGAAAAAAAGAAUUACGAAUGUGGGAAUACCUACAGGCAUAUAAGUUAUCAUAACUCUGAAUUUCAUGGAAGGAAUAGAACUGAAGCUAAUACAGACUCUCACCAUGAAUGUUGUUAUUGCAAGAAGAGGUUCAAAAGUCAUAUAUUUUUGGCACAACAUCUGAAAAUGCAUAUGAAACCACGCAAAUGUAAAAUAUGUGGAAAAAUUUAUUCAAAGUUAGAGAAUUUUAAAGUUCAUAUGAUCAUGCAUGGUGGUGGACAACAGAACAUGAUUGGGAAAAGAAAAAUUAUUGAAGAUACAAAUCUUUCCAACUCCAGCAAAAAGUCAAAUUUUAUUGCCGAGCCCGCACUAAUUUUCACAAAUGAAAAAGUAGCUGGUUUGCAUAGUAAAAAUUCUGCAAUUGAAUCUAAUACCGACUUCUGGCAUGAGUGUUGUUUUUGUGGUAUGAGUUUCGAGAGUCCUCACUUUUUAACUCAGCAUUUAAGAGUGCAUACAACACCACAAAAGUGUGACGUAUGUGGGAAAAUGUACGAGGGACCGCUACAACUCAAAUUGCAUAUGCUUGUUCAUAAAGGUAAAAAUAGGAAGACGUACUGGGAUGAAAUUUUCCAAAAAGUAAGGAAUAGGAGGCUAUUGAUCUUGAAACAGAAGGUUGCUAUUCCCCGAACUACCGUUGCGAAUGAGAAAAAUUUUCAGAAUGACCCACAUGUUAGAGAAUUAAUUGAAGGUAGUGCUGACUGUCGACAUAGAUGCUGCUACUGUGAAAAGAUGUUCCAUAGUCAUUUGCUUCUUGCACAACAUUUAAGAACACAUACAAAACCACGGAAGUGUGAAGUUUGUGGGAAAACAUUUGCCAAACUACAAAAUCUAAAAGAUCAUAUGCUCAUUCAUACUGGUAAAAAUAUUGACGCACGAGUUCUGCAUAAUAUGAGUGAUUCGGCCACUGAUGGAAUCUCACAAGAAUGUGCAGGGUUGAAUAGAUUUUCUACUGGGACAAAUAUUCCAAUUCAGAAAGCUUGUGAAUUACAUGGUGAAAAUCAUUCAACUGAUUCUAAUAAUGGACGUUUUCAUGAUUGUUGUUUGUGUGCUAAGAAGUUCACAAGCCCUUACCUUUUGGCAAAGCAUUUAAGGGAACAUACGAGACAAAAAAAAUGUAAAAUUUGUGGGAAGAUAUUCAGGCGUCCAGAUUAUCUUAAAGCUCAUUUGCUUACUCACAGCGGUGAAAAGCCGUAAAAAUGUGAUUGAUGUGACAAGAGAUUUUUUGCAUACCAGUGUAGUAAACCAGUAUAAGUGAACUUGGUAGUUCAUUUAAGAAGUGUUAUCAUUGUCAAAAAAUGGCCCAGAUAGGCAGCCACUUAAAGCUGCACACUCACAAUGGUGGAAAGCCAUAAAAAUGUGAUUGAUGUGACAAGAGAUUAUUUGCAUACCAGUAAUAAAAGUGAACUUGAUAUUUUAUUUAAGAAGUGUUUUCAUUGUAAAUUUUCAUUGCAAUGGAGGUGCUUUGACUCCCAUACCAAGUUGAAAAUACUUUUAAAAAACAACAUUGGCACUGUGGCAGUUUGAUAAGACGAAGUACAGUAUUCAUCUGUUAUUUUUUUCUCUUAUAAGCUUUGAAUAAAUUUUUUUCUUUGUUAUUGUAUGCCAAGCUCAUUUCAACAUUUGAAUAUAUUUUAAUUUCGAAAACAUUUAUCCAAAAAAUUUGACUCCUUGACAUUAAAAAAAUGUCUCUGUUGAAGAAGAAACAAGUAGGUAUAUGUUGGGUAUUCAAUAGUGAAGUAACUUUAACUUUUAACUUUAUUUCGACUGAGUAUCAAAUUAUUUUGUUUUGGCCAAUAUCAGUAUCAUCUUGAGGGAAGCUUAAAACCUGCUUGUCACAUUCUGUGCUGUGUUUGUUUCUAGUUCUAGUUGAUAAUAAAAUAAUUUUUAUAUUAGAGUAUCAUAUUUUCCCAAAUAUUGAAAUGGAUGAUAAUUCAUUACACCAUAAUGCCGAACAAGAAGAAUUAUUUGAUGCUUUUUUCAUGCCUUUUUGCUCUGAACAAGGCCUUAUAUAAGCAGCACUAGUAUCUGACAAUAUGUAAGCAGCUACCAUCAUUCGGUAGAACAAGAGUCUUUUGGGUUCAGCAUUGCCCUUCUGUUUCAGCAUUGCCUUCCUGUUUCAGCAAUUCCUUUCUGUUUCAGCAUUGCCUUUCUGUUUCAGCAUUGCCUUCCUGUUUCAGCAAUGCCUUUCUGUUUCAGCAUUGCCUUUCUGUUUCAGCAUUGCCUGCCCAAUUUAUUACGCCUAUGUAGGAAUUGUGGACAUGGGAUUCGAAUUAUUCAUUUUUAUUUCCAUACUUGGCAAGAAAGUUUGAAAGUAAUCCUAACAAAAUUGAUAAUGUUAAAAACUGUGAUUGUACAUACAUGCUUGUCAUAUGCAUGUGCUUCAGUCAAUGUACCUAUACUAUGAUGUACUACUAUUAUUUUGAAGGAAUAGAAUCUUUCCAAUUGAGCAUUUCCUACCCAAUAUAUUACACCCGGCAGGUUGGCAUGGGAUUUGAAAAUAAUCUUAACAUUAUGGCAGACUUGAUAAUGUUAAAAUUUUUGUACUGCACAUACAUGUACCUGUUUGUGUUUCAAUCAAUAUACAAAUGUACUGAACAUGCAAAA
Molecule: messenger RNA, 2905 nt
Organism: Styela clava
Lineage: Eukaryota; Metazoa; Chordata; Ascidiacea; Stolidobranchia; Styelidae
Source: RefSeq, a predicted model, not a curated record